AUGCUGCAACUCGAGGACAUUACCUAUUCUCGAACGGCCACGAUCGCCGCCGUAAGCGAUUACUACAGGUUCCUGGCUACGAUGUACCUGGAAAACUCCCAGGUCAUCUACCCGCCUGAAGGGGGCUGGCCGUCUAUCGUGAAUGCAGACCGCGAGGUCUUGCAGUCCUUGGGCAAGUCAGACGAAGUCCUUGCUCUGCUCGCCCAUUUGCCUUACAUCCGAUGUCCACGGAACUGGAAUGACGACGCCGAAGCAGCUCCGGGCUGUGUGUUCGCCGAUUGGCAACAGCUCAUCAAAAGGCUCGGUGAGCCCUCCAGCGGAUUCACAGGCGAAUCAGUGCGCAUCAUGACCGAAGGAGCCGAGUUUACCGAGCUUGCACCGGCCCAUGUUGUGAGCCUGACCGCGGGGGACCGUGAAAACCCAGUCCUGAUACUCGAUACAAAGCUCGGCAUCAUUCACUGGGAGGACGGAUGUCCACCCGAGUUGGAAGACAGUGGCUGGUUUGGAGAAAGAGUCGAUUACGAGCCCGACGACGACGUUCCAGACGAGGAGGCACAAUGGCGCUACAGUGCCACCGCUUGGGCAAUUCCUGAUUUCUUUGAUGCCCUGAAAGCCCAAUUUGUUGAGCUACAAUGGAUCCCCAUCAGCCAACACUGUGUUCGGGGUGUUUCAGGCUGUGGGUCAGACGAAGUGGGCAUGGUGGCCAUGCUACAAGACAUCUACAGAGAACACGGGUGGCCGGAUCUGGGGGCCUACCGCAAGUCAAAGUGCUUAGCGGCCGUGCGCAAGGCGAUGUCGGAGAAUUAUCCCACCUCAGCUUGUCUACGAGGAUGA
Molecule: messenger RNA, 834 nt
Organism: Thyridium curvatum
Lineage: Eukaryota; Fungi; Ascomycota; Sordariomycetes; Thyridiales; Thyridiaceae
Exons: 1
Coding region: 1-834 (277 amino acids)
Source: RefSeq, a predicted model, not a curated record